Molecule: messenger RNA, 2458 nt
Organism: Chiloscyllium plagiosum (whitespotted bambooshark)
Lineage: Eukaryota; Metazoa; Chordata; Chondrichthyes; Orectolobiformes; Hemiscylliidae
Product: syntaxin-binding protein 4
Molecular function (GO): protein binding
Source: RefSeq, a predicted model, not a curated record
CCUUUUUUGACAGCGUCAACAGGAUUUUAGUGCCAGGAUCCCUUCACCUUUCCUUCUUUUGAAGGCUUUAUAUCACAGCAGCGCUGUGCCUCACAAACAGUUGGCUAUGCUUCUUUCAUAGGCUUAAUCUAUUUGUGAAGAUAGUGAUGAUGUGGACGAACUGUGCUAAUAUCUAGAGGAAUUAACAUCUAUAAGAACUGUCACGUGGUCUGGCUGUUCUAAAGCUUUAGCUGUGUGUGUUUUGGUCCCUCCCCCAGCCUGAACCCUUCCUCUGAGAGCUGUGUGUACAUGAGGAGAGUCAUGAAUGCGGUUGGCACAGGAAGAGGAGUCUGAACAAGAUGCCAACCUUCUCAGUCCUCUACAAGGGAGCUGUGAUCAUCAGCAGGACAGUACUGGGGCCCUACGGAGUCGACCGAAGAGUCCACUGUGUAGACUUUACAGACUGUGAGAAUGGACUGGGUAUUAAGGUGAUUGGAGGGUUAAAGGAGCUGACGGGUGAGGAGUAUGGGGUGUACGUCAAGAGGAUUCUACCUGGUGGUCUAGCUUCAGUGGAUGGGCGGCUGCAACCUGGAGACCAGAUUCUCGAGGUUAACGGUGAGAGUCUGGUUGGAGUGACGAAUGAAAGUGCUGUGGAAAUCCUUCGAGGAGCUUCAUCAUCCAAUAGCAUGCGGUUAAUGAUUGCCAGAGAUGAACAGGGCAGGAGAGAAUUUUUGGAAUUAUUAGCAAACUAUGGAUCCAGGGGGAGUACAGGAUCUGCAAGGAAUUCACCCACUCCACAAGGAUCAGGACGAGAGAGAUCAUCAUCGAGUUCCUCAGCGUCGUCCCUGAGCUCGGAACAGUUAAGUCCGGCUUGUUCCUGUAACUCAACCAACGGAAAUACCGGGAGUUUACUUUGCUCUGACACACACAAUGAGGGAAUUCAGCUCGUCACCAUCACCAAAUCAGCAGGCCUUGGACUGACUGUGACAGGGGGAUCCAACAGGCCUGAUGGACCCAAAGUCUAUGUGGAGGACAUCAUCUUGGGAGGAGAUUGUCAGAAGGAUGGUCGACUCCGUCCAGGUGACCAGUUGGUCGCAAUUAACAAGAAGUCUCUGAUUGGAGUGACGUAUGAGGAAGCUAGGAGCAUCCUCAAUAAAAUGGCGAUCCCGAAUGAAGGAACCAUAACAAUUGCCUUUUUACCAGGCAAAGGGUCUUCACAUUCUGCUGCCUCAUUACAAGAUGGGGACAACUCAAUGCAGAAAAGCACUGGAAAUGGCUACAGUUCUUGUAGGAUGAAGGUUCAUGUGAGAACACCUAAGCCCCAACUUGAAGACCACUGUCCAGUGCCUUUCCAGUCACCUGACAUUUGCCCACUACAACUAGCUGCCUCAGCUGCCAAACCAUCCAUUCAGAAAGAAGUGCCCAGUAUCAAACGUAAAGUCUCUCUGGACCCUCACGUUCGGUUAAAGGUGGAUAAACUUGAGUUGGCACUAAAGUAUCUCGGUCUACAUGUCACAGAAGAACGAACGAGGAAACUGAGGCACAGUCUCACAAAUGACUCACAGGGAACUGUGGCCUUUGGAGAUUUUGUGCAGGCAGCGAGAAUAACCUUGCCACAGGAGCUGGAGGAUGUUGGCCUAAGUCAAAGCCCCCUGAUGUUUUCUCCUCAUGAAAUUGCAAACCUUCUGGAUACAACAGCUUUCCAAUCCCCGAUCUUUAGUUCCAAUACCUUCCACGACUCUGAGAACAUAGACCACCUACAGUCAGAAGUAACUGAACUACGUCAGGAGAUUAAGAAAUUGAAGGCUGUUAUCAGGGAGAUGGAAAAGGACAAGAGAGCGCUGGAAGAGGAUCUGCAACAGAUCAAUCAGAAAGCCACAGCCGCUGCUGCGGAAAACAGGAUGCUGCAGAACAAGCUGCGCAUGAGCAGAGCAGCCCAGCGUGGAGCCCACUCUGCUGAGCAGGACUAUGAGGAGGCUGUGCGUCUCCUGGAGGCCGAGAUCCUGGACCUCAGAACCCAGCUGGAAGGAAAGGCACAAUGUCGUUCUGCAGAGUUCAGCAAGCAGGAAGAUAAUCAGGGUCUGUGGGAAAGACUGUCCAGCACCAAAAGCCAACUGCAAGCAUCUGAGCUGAGUCGCAAACAUCUGGAAAUCUCCAACAGGAAGCUGUUGAACUUUGUUGAGAAAGUACACAAGGUUCUAACAUCUGCCACCUUGCAGGGAACUGACCAUGGGGUGUUCAAGUCCAAGCACCUGCAGAGAGAAAGUGGCCUAGCCCUUCCUGGUCCUGAACAACUCCUAGCAGCUGAAGCCAAGCAGCUGAUUGAGGGGAUCUGCUCUCCAAACAAUGAAAACGAUGCACUGACCAUGGAGUCGCGGGCACAGAACAGGAAAAGCAGCCGGGAAAAAAAUGCCUCAUCACACGUACAUAGAAACAGCCAGUUGCAAGAAAUAUUAUUUAUUUAAAAAAUGUAAAUAUU